Eucalyptus grandis is the source of this 1827-nucleotide messenger RNA. RefSeq names its product cyclin-L1-1. Gene Ontology annotation, cellular component: nucleus. Gene Ontology annotation, biological process: regulation of transcription by RNA polymerase II. The transcript has 9 exons. The record is from RefSeq and is a predicted model, not a curated record. Gene Ontology annotation, molecular function: cyclin-dependent protein serine/threonine kinase regulator activity. Lineage: Eukaryota; Viridiplantae; Streptophyta; Magnoliopsida; Myrtales; Myrtaceae. The coding region runs from base 220 to 1581 and encodes 453 amino acids.
UUCGAUGAUAAAAUAAAGAGAGCCUUGUUUCUAGUGCUUCCGCUCUCUCUUCUUCUGGGCUCUGCAUCUGCUUGGGAACGACGGCGGCAGACUCGAAGUGGGGGAAGCCGGCGUCUCUCCGGAGCUUCGUUCGUCGGAAUUCCUUCGAUCGCCGAAGCUGAGUCCGACUCGCUCCUCCUUCUUCGCCGAUCUCGCGAACUCGAGGCUCUUCAGUCAGCAAUGAUUUACACUGCAAUCGACAACUUCUACCUGACGGAUGAGCAGUUGAAGAACUCGCCUUCCAGGAAAGAUGGAAUUGAUGAAGCAACAGAAACAACUCUAAGAAUUUAUGGCUGUGACUUGAUUCAAGAAAGUGGCAUACUACUCAAACUACCACAAGCUGUGAUGGCCACGGGUCAGGUUCUCUUUCAUCGUUUUUAUUGCAAGAAGUCAUUCACCCGUUUUCAUGUUAAGAAAGUUGCCGCAAGCUGUGUUUGGCUAGCAUCAAAGCUUGAGGAAAGUCCUAGGAAGGCUAGGCAAGUCCUCAUUGUUUUCCAUCGCAUGGAAUGUAGGAGGGAAAACUUGCCAAUAGAGCAUCUGGAACUGGGUUCAAAGAAGUAUGCAGAGCUGAAGAUAGAGUUAAGCAGAACAGAAAGGCAUAUUUUGAAAGAGAUGGGUUUCAUCUGUCAUGUCGAGCAUCCUCACAAAUUUAUUUCAAACUACCUUGCAACAUUGGGAACACCUCCAGAAUUGAGACAGGAAGCCUGGAAUCUGGCAAAUGAUAGUUUGCGUACUACUUUGUGUGUUCGUUUCAAGAGUGAGGUUGUGGCGUGUGGAGUUGUACAUGCUGCUGCUCGGAGGUUCCAAGUGCCCCUUCCUGAAAAUCCGCCAUGGUGGAAGGUGUUUGAUGCGGACAAAGAUGGAAUCGAUGAAGUUUGUAGGGUUUUGGCUCAUUUAUACAGCCUGCCCAAAGCAGAAUAUAUUCCAGUAUGUAAGGAUGGAGACUCCUUUUCUUUCUCCAUGAAGUCCUUGGAUCUACAAUCUAAGCCAGCUUCGAAGGAGGUUCCACCGAGUAGCCCCCUGGUUAAUACUGACUCUAAUGCUGCCAAGACUGCCCCAUUAUCUGGCAAUCUGGAAUCCGGUGGAUCCAAGGGUGAAUUAGUAGAUUCAAAUGGGAAGGAAUCUAGAAAGAGUGAUGAUGAAUCCACUAUUGUGCCAGCUGAGGGCGGGGUAAAAGAUGAUUCUUUCCCUAAGCCAAAGUCUGAGCACAGAAAUGAGGCUAGUGGGGAAAGGAACAAGGAGAGAGAGAAGGACAGAGAGAGGGAGAGGGAUAGGGACAGAGAGAGGGAUAGGGAUAGGGAUAGGGAGAGGGAGAGGGAGAGAAUUAAGUCCAGAGAUCGUGAUAGGGGAAGGGACUCUGACAGGGAAAGAGAACGGGAAGACUCCGAUAGAGAUAAGACUAGAGAAAGACGUCACCGCUCAAAAGACGGGGGCAAGGAUUCAGGACAUUCGGAUAAAUCAAGACACCACUCUUCACGAGAUCGGGAAUACCGCAGUUCCUCAUAUUCUUCCAGGGACAAGGAAAGGCACAGACAUCAUUAAUAUGCUUGAAGCAGUUGCCACCUGCCACAAUGCAGUAGGAUAUUCCAGUGGCUCAAUCCAGAUCUUGUAACAUAAGAGAAAUUUCGUGCUUUCAGUUUUGUGCAACUGACUUACCAAACUGUCUAUACAGGGGGCAUGUUUCCUGUGAAUUUAGUUGCCUUGAAGAGUUAAUCUUGAGUUUAUCUCUGCUGUUUCGAUGAUAAUGGAUGAAUAUUAGUUACUAAAAUACUUCAGCGUUUUUUUCAA